This is a messenger RNA of Penicillium bovifimosum, 1281 nucleotides long. RefSeq names its product acyl-CoA dehydrogenase. Gene Ontology annotation, biological process: fatty-acyl-CoA biosynthetic process; fatty acid beta-oxidation using acyl-CoA dehydrogenase. The record is from RefSeq and is a predicted model, not a curated record. Gene Ontology annotation, cellular component: mitochondrial inner membrane. The coding region runs from base 1 to 1281 and encodes 426 amino acids. NCBI's taxonomy places the organism in Eukaryota, Fungi, Ascomycota, Eurotiomycetes, Eurotiales, Aspergillaceae. The transcript is spliced from 4 exons. Gene Ontology annotation, molecular function: fatty-acyl-CoA binding; glutaryl-CoA dehydrogenase activity; flavin adenine dinucleotide binding.
AUGAUGAUGAACCGCUCCCUUCUCCGCGCCGCUGCGCGCUCUCUCCAGGCUGGUCCUACCUCCGUGGCAGGCCGCCGUUGCGCCUCUUCGGCUGUCUUCAACUGGGAGGAUCCCCUUGCCGCAGCUGAGUUGUACACAGAGGAGGAAUUGGCUGUGCAGGAUACUGCCCGUCAAUACUGCCAGGAUAAGCUUGCUCCCCGUGUUUUGGAGGCCUACCGCAAUGAGAACUACGACCGCCGCAUCCUCGAGGAGAUGGGUGACCUCGGUCUCCUCGGCGCUCACAUUCAGGGAUACGGCUGCGCCGGUGUCAGCACUGUUGCAUCGGGGUUGAUCACCAAGGAAGUCGAGCGUGUCGAUUCCGGAUACCGAUCCGGUAUGUCGGUCCAGAGCUCUCUGGCCAUGACCGGCAUCUACGAGUUCGGCACAGAGGAGCAGAAGGAGCGUUUCCUCCCGGGACUCGCCAAGGGUGUCAUCUCCGGCUGCUUCGGUCUGACCGAGCCCAACCACGGCUCCGACCCCGGUUCCAUGGAGACCGUGGCUCGCGAGCACCCCACACAGAAGGGCACCUACCUGCUUUCCGGUAGCAAGACAUGGAUCACCAACUCUCCCAUCUCUGAUAUCGCCCUUGUCUGGGCCAAGCUCGAGUCCACUGGAAAGAUCCGUGGUUUCAUCGUCGAGCGUUCCCGAGCCACCCCUGGGUCUUACGAGACCCCUGCUAUUAAGAACAAGAGCGCCCUGCGUGCUUCCAUCACUGGUAUGAUCCACAUGGAUAACUGCCCUGUUCCUGCCGAGAACAUGCUGCCCGAUGUUGAGGGCCUUAAGGGUCCCUUCACAUGCUUGAACAGUGCCCGUUUGGGAAUUGCUUUCGGUGCCAUGGGUGCCCUUGAGGACUCCCUUGCCCGUGCCCGCGAGUACAGUCUCGAGCGCAAGCAAUUCAAGGGUAACCCUCUUGCCAAGUACCAGCUCAUCCAGAUGAAGCUGGCUAAUGCCGCUACUGAUGCUGCUUACGGUACUCUGGCUGCUGUUCAGGUCGCUCGUCUUAAGGAUGAGGGUAAGGCCACUCCUGAGAUGAUCUCUAUGAUUAAGCGCCAGAACUGCGAUCGUGCUUUGGCCAACUCCCGAAUUCUGCAAGAAGUCUUCGGUGGCAACGCAGCCAGCGACGAGUACCACAUUGCCCGCCAUGUGGCCAACCUGUUUGUGGUGCAGACUUACGAAGGACAGAGCGAUAUUCACGCUUUGAUCUUGGGCCGUGCCAUCACCGGUGUGCAGGCCUUCUGUUAG